Messenger RNA from Solanum tuberosum (potato), 1033 nucleotides. RefSeq lists its product as uncharacterized. The transcript is spliced from 4 exons. The record is from RefSeq and is a predicted model, not a curated record. NCBI's taxonomy places the organism in Eukaryota, Viridiplantae, Streptophyta, Magnoliopsida, Solanales, Solanaceae. Bases 128 to 676 code for a protein of 182 amino acids.
AAUAUUGUAUCAACAAAGCUAACUUUUUUUUUUUUUUUUUUUGUAUAAAUAAGUUGAAAAAAACUAAAGUAACGUAAUUUGUACAUCUUCUCAGAAGAGAGCGAAAAUAUAAAGUUUGUAUAGCAAGAUGGCUUCAACACUGUUACUGGUUUUGGUUUUUGUGCUUGAUUUGAUAGCUUUUGGACUUGCUGUUGCUGCUGAGCAGAGGAGGGCUACUGCAACGAUCAACAGAGAUGCAGAGUAUAAUUACUGUGUAUAUGAGUCAGAUGUUGCAACUGGCUUGGGUGUGAGUUCAUUCUUCUUUCUUUUAGCUAGUCAGCUCCUCAUAAUGUUUGCAAGCCGAUGUUUAUGCUGUGGGAGGGCACUGCGGCCAGGAAAGCCCCGAUCAUGGGCUAUUGUCUUGUUCAUCACCUGCUGGGUCACCUUCUUUAUUGCUGAAGUGUGCUUACUGGCGGCUUCCGUUAGGAAUGCAUACCACACAAAGUAUAGGACUUACUUGGUUCAACAUCCUCCGUCCUGCGAGGUUUUGAGGAAGGGAGUCUUUGGUGCUGGCGCUGCUUUUAUUGUUUUCACUGGCAUUGUCUCUGAACUUUUCUACGUCAGCUAUUCCAAGGCCGAUGAAGGAUCCAUUCCUCCAAGAAUGGAUGGUGGCAUAAGGAUGAAUGCGUUCAGGUGAACCCAUUGAGGAGAAGGAGGUUUUGGUUGUACACUCACUAAGCUUUUGCACUUACUUAGAAUGUGAUAUUGGUAACGUGGUAUACUUAACCCUGUCGGGUUGGUGAUUUGACUUCAACAAAAUUAGAGAUUCUGAUCAUUUGUUGCGACUUAUGUGCAUCCUUCAUCAUUGUUCAAAAUUGCUGAGUAGGGAUAUAGACAUAGAUAGGUAUGACUGCUACUUGUGAGUUCUGUUGUACAAUGUUUUGAAGAGAGUUUUUCUGGGGCCUGAUGAGGCAAAAAAUAGGUUGUCCACCUUAUGAUACCUUGAGAUGAUUCUAAUGUUCCUGUUGCCAUUUCACAUUCUGUUCUAGUACCA